Molecule: messenger RNA, 1935 nt
Organism: Brassica rapa (field mustard)
Lineage: Eukaryota; Viridiplantae; Streptophyta; Magnoliopsida; Brassicales; Brassicaceae
Product: ethylene-responsive transcription factor 15-like
Biological process (GO): regulation of DNA-templated transcription; ethylene-activated signaling pathway
Molecular function (GO): DNA-binding transcription factor activity; DNA binding
Source: RefSeq, a predicted model, not a curated record
UUUACUAAAUAUUUGUCAAUUGAAAAAAAAAACAAAAAUAAACCCGCGCUUUGAAAGCGCGGGUCAAAAUCUAGUUUAUAAUUAAAGUUUAAAAUUGAAAGGAUGGUAUAAGGUUUUUGGAAUUUGGAGUUUAUGGUUAUAAUAAAUAUAUUUACUUAAAUUAUUUUUUAUUAUAUAUAUAAAGUAUGGAUAUAAAAGUUUUUUUUGAUUUUUAACGAAGAAUGUAUUUUUAAAUACGUCUAUUUGGUGAUGAUAAAUAUAAAUAAUGAUACUAGCAAAUUGAUAAAUAUGAAAAUUCCCCUAAAUAUUUUCCUAGAAAAAUUAACGAUUUAUUAAUUCAGAGUAUAUGGGAACAUUUUGUAUAUAUUAUAUAUAUGAGGAUUUAUUUUAUAUAUAUAUAUAUCGAUAUUUAUAUAACUCAUAAAUUGUUGUUGUAUGCUUUAAGCCUGUAACUAAGUUAUCGUUUAUGAAACAUCCACGUGCCUUUUCUAGUCAACUCUCUCAGACUUUUAGUUACUUAACACUGCUCGGAAGACAAGAAACGAGUCUCACAUUCAAAGCUCCUGCCACAUCACAUUUGAUCUCAUCUAUUUUGUUCUUUUCUCGCCGCCUAACGUCAUCCCUUGUAAAUGAUAUCGUGCCACGUGGAAAUAUAUAUCAUCCACUUCCUUUUUUUUCUCGAAUAGUAUACAUCCUUGUGAAGUCGAGUUUUUUCCUUGAAUACAUUUGGAAAAAUAUAUACUCCAGUCUUGUGGUUGGUCCUCAUUCGAUUGUAUAAAAUAAAUUUAUUAGUUUUUAAAGGCAGCCAUAUUUGUCUACACGACCUAUGAGGAUUUUAGGAAUAAAAUAUCAUCCACUUUCAAAUAUCUAAUAAAUUUAAUGUCCCUAUAUAUAACGGAUUAAGUUUUGAAUAAUUAAAGUUAUUGCCAGAACAAAAAGAGAGAACGAAAAAAAGAAUAUUCUCAAUCUACCACCAUGUAUUCCUCUUCGAGUUCUUGGAGCUCAUCACAAGAAUCAUUCUUGUGGAACGAAAGUUCGUUUUUAGAUCAAUCCUUCUUUUGCCCUACUCAUAAUUACUCUGAUGACUUCUUCUCAUUUGAGUCUCCGGAGAUGAUGAUAAAAGAAGAAACCCAAAACGACGACGUUUCAAACUCCGAGGGAGAAGAAAAGAUUGGUACUAUUGAUGAAGAGAAGUCAUACAGAGGAGUGAGGAAGAGGCCAUGGGGAAAAUUUGCUGCGGAGAUAAGAGAUUCUACUAGGAACGGGAUUAGGGUUUGGCUCGGGACGUUUGAUAAAGCCGAGGAAGCAGCUCUUGCUUACGACCAAGCGGCUUACGCAACAAAAGGAUCUCUUGCGGUACUCAACUUCCCCGUGGAAGUGGUCAGAGAAUCUCUUAAGAAAAUGGAGAAUGUGAAUCUUGAAGAUGGAGGGUCUCCGGUCAUGGCCUUGAAGAGAAAACAUUCGCUUAGAAACCGGCCUAGAGGGAAAAAGCGAUCUUCUAAUUCUUCUUCUGCUUCUUCUUCUAAUUCUUGUUCUUAUUCAUCUUCUUUCUCUUCUUCGUCUUCAUCAUCAAGAAGUAACAAGCAGAGUGUUGUGAAGCAAGAAAGUGGUACACUUGUGGUUUUUGAAGAUUUAGGUGCUGAAUAUUUAGAACAACUACUUAUGAGCUCAUGCUGAUCUUGUAAAUGAUUCCAGCUAUAGCAAUCAUUAAAUUUUAAUCUUGCGGUAGUUUUGAGAUUCGUUUGUUCAUUCUGUAAUUUCUUUGGUUCUCUUAUUUUUCCUUUGUUGUAUCCAAAAGAAAUUAUUGGAAGAGAUGCGAUGAUGAUGGUGAUGUUGAACUGUAUAAAAAAAAACUCUAUUAUUGCGUUAUAUCGCUGGAAAGUGUGUGUAAUAAUUUCUUAAAUAUUUAUAUCGAUGGUGAUAGGUGAUGUUCUA